AUGUGGCGACGCCGCAUCACAAUCGAUGACAGGGCCAUUACUGAUGGUUCGGGCAUCACGCUCAAGCAGUCCCUUUUCCCUAAUUUUCUCGUAACCAUUCUUUUCUUCCUCUGGGGCUUUGCUUACGGCCUCCUUGAUACCCUCAACUCCCACUUCCAAGAUGAACUCAAUAUCACGGCAAGCAUGUCAUCAGGCCUAUCCGCCGCGUACUUUGGCGCAUACUUUCUCUGUCCCUUGACAGUCUCGGGAUGGAUUCUCCGCCGAUUCGGUUUCCGCGUCACAUUUAUGACUGGCCUAUGCGUAAUGACAAUCGGAUGCCUCCUCUUCUGGCCCAGCGGCGUCAAAGCUUCCUUCGGUGGUUUCUGCGGCAGCAUGUUCGUCGUCGGCGCCGGCCUCUCGACCCUCGAAACCGGAGCCGACAAUUUCCUUGCCAUCUGUGGCCCCCCUCGAUACUCCGAGAUUCGACUGAACCUAGCGCAGGGUAUCCAAGGCGUGGGAACAUUCGUGGCGCCGCUUCUCGCCUCACGCGUCUUCUUCGCCAACACCGUCGAUACACAACAGGGACUGAAGAACGUCCAAUGGGUGUACCUAGGUGUCGCAUGCUUCGUGGCCCUGCUUGUGCCGCUCUUCUAUAUCGCGCCUAUGCCGGAGGUUACUGAUGCGGAUAUGGGUCUGCAGGAGCGGGAUAUCUCCGAGACCGAUGUUGGGCCGUUUAGGAAACAGUACAAUUUGUUCCUUGGCGUGUGGAGUGAGUUCUGCUAUACCGGGGCGCAGGUGGCUGUUGCGAACUACUUUAUCAAUUUCGCCGAGGAGGCGGGAUAUAGUGCUGCCAAGUCAUCCGACCUUCUCGCCGUCGGCCAAGGCCUAUACACCUUCAUGCGCUUCGUCUCCAGCGGCCUCAUCACUGUCGGGGUAAAACCCCGCUACAUCCUCGCCACAUACCUAGGACUGUGCUUCAUAUUCGGUGUCGCUGCAACCACCACAUCUGGUCCUACCAGCGUGGCUAUGUUGAUUCUCGUGCUUUGUUUUGAAAGUGCCUGCUUCGCCACAAUCUUCACCCUCGCUCUACGCGGUCUAGGCCAACACACCAAGCGCGGCGGCAGUAUGCUAGUAGCCGCUAUCUCUGGUGGUGCUGCCAUCCCGCCCAUGACUGGAGCUGUGGCCACCCAUACGGGCAACUUUCACAAAGCCAUGGCGAUCCCGACGGCCUUCUAUGUCCUCGCAUGGAUAUUCCCCAUCUAUGCAAAUACGGUGAGUCGGAAGCUGUUGGAUGGACAUCGGACAACGGAUGUGAAUGUUUCGGGGGAGAAGAAGGUGGUUGAUGGGCAUGAUGGGGUGGAGGUGGAGUUGCGGACGGAAGACGGAAAGGGUGGGACGGAGAGGGUGGAGAAUGUUGGUGCUGCGUAG
Messenger RNA from Aspergillus costaricaensis CBS 115574, 1407 nucleotides. Its product is annotated as glucose/galactose transporter. The transcript has 5 exons. The record is from RefSeq and is a predicted model, not a curated record. Bases 1 to 1407 code for a protein of 468 amino acids. Gene Ontology annotation, molecular function: transmembrane transporter activity. Gene Ontology annotation, biological process: transmembrane transport. NCBI's taxonomy places the organism in Eukaryota, Fungi, Ascomycota, Eurotiomycetes, Eurotiales, Aspergillaceae.